AUGUUUGUUAAAGAUGCAUCAGAAUCUGUUAUUGAACAAUCUACACAUAUUCGAGUUGGAACACAAAAAAUUUCAAUGACUGCACAAAUAAAACAAGAAAUAAUGAAAUUAGUUCAUCAAUAUGGAAUAGGGCGAGAUACAUUACGUUGUUUAGCAUUAGAAACUAUUGAUAAUCUAUUUAAAAAAGAAGAUAUGGAUUUAGAAGAUUCAAGUUCUAGUACAGCUGUAGCUAAAACAGCAGCUGAUAUGGUUUUAGCUGAUGAUAAUUUUUCUUCAAUUGUUGCUGCUGUUGAAGAAGUAAAUGAUGGUUUAUCAGCAACAGCACUUGGUUUUAAUCCACCUGAUUUAGACAUAAUGGAACAUCCACCACGUAAUCUAAAAGAAUCAUUAAUUACACCAUGGCUUUUCUUUCGAUAUAUGGCUAUUGGGAGCUAUGUCGGUUUUGCUGUACAAAAUCAUUUCAAAUGUCGUACUGAUGGUAAAGAAUGGGAAAAUAUAAAUUGUUCUGUAUUCGAUGAUCCACAUCCAAUGACAAUGGCUCUAUCUGUACUUGUUACUAUUGAAAUGUGCAAUGCACUUAAUAGUUUAUCUGAAAAUCAAUCUCUUCUUAAAAUGGCACCAUGGAAGAAUAAAUAUCUUUUAUAUGCUAUUACUUUAUCUAUGUCAUUACAUAUGAUGAUUCUUUAUAUACCUAUGUUUAAUACUGUAUUUCAAAUUUGUCCACUUUCAUUAGAAGAAUGA
This is a messenger RNA of Rotaria sp. Silwood1, 741 nucleotides long. The record is from the annotation of a GenBank genome assembly. NCBI's taxonomy places the organism in Eukaryota, Metazoa, Rotifera, Eurotatoria, Philodinida, Philodinidae.